GUGCCAUACAACUGUUCAGCUGCUUUUACCCUAAAUUUAUUCUGUAGGAUGUGAUCCCGGGGUCGAGUUUCACAAACCAUGGCAACAUCAGUCCUUCAACCCGAAGAGUGCCGACAACAUGAACCUAAGCCAGACCUGGAUUCCCCUCGUCUUACAGACGAUGAACGGGUUCAGAUCAUUGAAAACAAUGAACGGGAGACGGGGGAACUGCCGCCGGAGUUAAAGGAGAAGGCUCGUCUGGAACUGAGGGAAGAGCCUGUUUUGAGAGAGGAGGCUUUAGCUCAGAUGAGGCAUUUCAUUGAAAAACAUCCUGCCAUUAAGAAAUGUCGGACUGACGCGCCCUUCUUGCUUCGUUUCCUCCGUACCAAGAAGUUCUCCAUACCGCAAGCUUGUUCUAUGCUAGAGCGCUACCUGACCAUUCGGCAAAUGUACCCUCAAUGGUUCCAGAAACUUGACCCCCUUGACCCGAAAAUCGCAGCUGUGAUCGAUGCUGGAUAUCUUGUGCCUCUGCCUAGGAGGGAUUCGGAGGGAAGACGAGUUGUGCUUUCUUGCAUGGGUCGGUUUGACCCGCACGUGUACGACAGCUGCGUCAUGGCGCGAGUGCACUCCAUGAUCGUGGAGCUGUUGCUCGAUGAGCCGCGCUCCCAAUUAUUGGGAUACUCUCAUGUCAAUGACGAGGCUGGCAUGCAGAUGCCUCAUGUCAGUCUUUGGUCCCUGACUGACGUCAGAAUUAUGCUUAAUUGUAUACAGAAUUCAACACCAAUGCGUCACAAACGCACACAUUUCGUCAAUAUUCCGCACUACGGCGCCAGAUUCUUUGAGUUUGCAGUUUCUCUGCUUAGCGAUAAACUAAAGGAUCGUGUUAUGUUCCAUCGUACCUGUGAAGAUUUAACAAAACACGUGGAUCCAGCGAUUCUACCAAAGGAGUACGGCGGCACUGUUCCUUUGAGAGACAUGAUUGAAGAGUUGAAAAGAAAACUUCUGAAAAACAGAGACGAACUUUUGGCUUUGGAUGAAAUGGUCAUCGACCUAUACGCUCUUGAAAAGAACGAUUUAACUCAAGACAUUCACUCAACUGCUGGAUCCUUCAGAAAACUGGAGUUAGAUUAGUAAUAUUAGCAUUAAUUUUGUAAUACUCAUAGUUAUUGGGGCCACUUCUGUUAAUGAUAAUAUUAAGCUAAAAAAUAAUCAGUAAAACUGUAUUUGGCGUUUUAACAUUCAAAAUUGAUAGUAGUUAUAAUUAAUUGAUCUUGUAAACAAAAAUAUAAUUCUAUACUAUUUUUUGUAAAAUUUAACUCUUAAAUUAUUCUUAUAUAGAUUUAAGAGCACGUCAAAAUUGACACUUAGGGUCUAUGCACACGGCAUAUUUUAUACGUGCGGACGAUGCGCAUUUCACGAACGCGCUUUGAACGUGCGAUGAAGAUGUUCGAAAAGCAGAUUGUUGCGUUUGUAUCGAUUCAAACGCGACACAAAUGCGCGUUUGCAUUGAAUUAAACAUCGCGUUGCAAGACUGAGGAAAGGGGCAGGGCAUGGGCGCGCACUCACGCCACCGCUCCAUAUUAUUACGGCACCGUAAACGCGCAUCAUCUGCGCGUGUACACGCGUCAUCUGUGCGUAUACGCGCCGCAGACGCGCUGUAGUGAAUCGAUUCAAACGCACGCAAACAUCGCGUUACAAGCAAGAAGCUUAUAUACUCCACUGGAGUUUACACUUAGAAUUUCAUGUAAUUGCUUCAUUUUAAAAAAUUCACUGAAAUUAACAAACAAAAGUAAAACUAAAUCUAUCUUUUAUGAAAAUGCGCGACUCGACACGAAAUUCAACUUAAUGCCGGAUAUUAUAAGAACAUUCCAAAUUCCAAAGCGUCAACUUUGAUGUGCUUUUCACUGUACGAUCGGUCACAGCUACAUGUAUACAAAAUUCACAUAAUUCUCCAUUGGACAAAAAAAAUUACUAGAGAGUUUUGGCGGUAAUGACA
This is a messenger RNA of Hyposmocoma kahamanoa, 1975 nucleotides long. RefSeq names its product retinaldehyde-binding protein 1-like. The transcript has 6 exons. The coding region runs from base 79 to 1110 and encodes 343 amino acids. Lineage: Eukaryota; Metazoa; Arthropoda; Insecta; Lepidoptera; Cosmopterigidae. The record is from RefSeq and is a predicted model, not a curated record. Gene Ontology annotation, cellular component: membrane. Gene Ontology annotation, molecular function: phosphatidylinositol bisphosphate binding.